Messenger RNA from Pundamilia nyererei, 5408 nucleotides. RefSeq names its product DNA (cytosine-5)-methyltransferase 3B-like. Bases 169 to 2628 code for a protein of 819 amino acids. The transcript is spliced from 22 exons. Gene Ontology annotation, biological process: negative regulation of transcription by RNA polymerase II. Lineage: Eukaryota; Metazoa; Chordata; Actinopteri; Cichliformes; Cichlidae. Gene Ontology annotation, molecular function: DNA binding; DNA (cytosine-5-)-methyltransferase activity, acting on CpG substrates. The record is from RefSeq and is a predicted model, not a curated record. Gene Ontology annotation, cellular component: nucleus.
GCUGAUGCGCAGCAGCAUGCUUCCACAUCGUGAACACCUCCUGCUGCCUGAGGAUUAGAGCUCACACUCCAAUCUGCGCUCAACUUCAGCGGCUGUGAAAACCUCGUUCGGACUCGGCACCAGAGUGUUUCCUCCAAAGUUCCCGCUGUGCAAGAAGCAGACGCGUGCAUGGUUAUGUUUGAGAAGGAGUCAGCACAGACACGGGAAUCCAGCGCCACCACCAUGCCUUCCAACAAAUACUCUGCUGCUAUCAUGGAGAAGAGCAACAACAUGACGGCCACAGCAGCGGUGAACGGGGACACGCCUCCAGCUGAGGGCCUGUCCGAGAAUGACAGCGGAGUGGAACUGACCAAUGAGAACAGCCCCCUGACCGCGGCCGAGCCGCCUUCACCCUUCAGCCCCAAACAGAACGGAGACGCUGCCUCGCCUCAGGAUGGUAACCAGUGCUCGAGGGGAAGCAGGAAGAGGAGCAGGAAGAGACGCGAGGACGAGGAAAGCACCUGGGACUCGGACAAGUCUUCAGGAGCGUCUCAGGGCUUGAGACAGACGCCUCGACCCAGAACCAUCUUCCAGGCCGGCCUGACGCCGCACGCACACGGCAAGCCUCGCAGACAGAGCCGCAAACAGGAGCACGGCACGUCUCCGUGUCCCGGGAAUCCUCGGGCACCUGCGGUCGGGUCCGGCGGGGUCCCGGAGACCCCUCGACUGGAGCUCAUGGAACAAGACUCCAAAGACUCGGCCCAGAGCACCAGCACCUUGUCCAGCUCCGAAACCAAGCAGGAGUACAGCGACAACAAGGGCUUCGGGAUUGGCGAACUGGUCUGGGGGAAGAUCAAAGGCUUCUCGUGGUGGCCGGGGAUCGUGGUGACGUGGCGAGCCACCGGCAAGCGGCAGGCCAGCCACGGCAUGAGGUGGCUGCAGUGGUUUGGGGACGGGAAGUUCUCUGAGGUUUCUGCAGACAAGCUGGACUCCCUCACCGCCUUCCCCAAGUUCUUCAGCCAGGCUUCCUACACCAAGCUGGCCUCGUACCGCAGGGCGGUGUUCCAGGCGCUGGAGAUGGCGAGCAUCCGAGCAGAGAAAACGUUUCCUCCUUGCAAGUCGAAUAGCCCAGAGGACCAGGUCAAACCCAUGCUGGACUGGGCCAAUGGGGGCUUCCUGCCCAAAGGAGAGGAAGGACUGAAACCCACACACAUUGCCAACAGUAACCCUCUGGAGCACCACGUCCUCGACGUGUCCCUGUGCGAGUACUUCCCCAGCGCAAAGCGGCCCAAACUCAGCCUGUGUAAGAGCAAGGCUGCCCCCGAGGAGCUGUGCAACAGAGAACAAAUGGUGAAUGAAGUUCUGAAGAAUAAAAGAAGUAUCGAAGAGUUUUGUCUGUCUUGUGGGAAGACGAGUGCAACCUUCCACCCGCUGUUUGAAGGAGGCUUGUGCCCAACAUGCAAGGACGUGUACCUGGAGAUGUCCUACAUGUACGACGACGACGGUUACCAGUCUUACUGCACCGUUUGCUGCGGCGGUCGAGAGGUUCUGCUCUGCGGCAACGUGAACUGCUGCAGGUGUUUCUGCGUGGACUGUCUGGACAUCCUGGUGGACCCGGGUGCGUCCGACCAGGCGCGCUAUCUAGACCCGUGGCGAUGCUACAUGUGCCAGCCGCUGCUGCGGUACGGCGUCCUCAAACGACGGCACGACUGGAGCCUCAAGCUGCAGGAGUUCUUCGCCAACGAUAACGGACAGGAGUUUGAGAAGCCAAAGAUUUACCCAGCAGUCCCUGCAGAGCAGAGACGACCAAUCAGAGUGCUGUCCCUGUUUGACGGCAUUGCCACAGGCUACCUGGUCCUGAGAGAUCUGGGAUUUAAGGUGGGUCAGUAUGUGGCAUCGGAGGUGUGCGAGGACUCCAUCUCAGUGGGCGUCGUCAGGCAUGAAGGAAAGAUCAAGUACGUCCACGAUGUGAGGAACAUCACCAAGAAAAAUAUUCAGGAGUGGGGUCCGUUUGACCUGGUGAUCGGAGGAAGUCCCUGCAACGACCUCUCCAUCGUCAAUCCUGCCAGGAAGGGCCUGUACGAAGGCACGGGCAGGUUGUUCUUCGAGUUUUAUCGACUUCUGAGCGAAGCCAAGCCCAAGGACGGCGAGAACCGCCCAUUUUUCUGGAUGUUUGAGAACGUGGUCGCCAUGGCCAUUAACGACAAGAGGGACAUCUCGCGGUUCCUGGAGUGUAACCCUGUGAUGAUUGAUGCCAUCGAGGUCUCUGCUGCUCACCGCGCUCGAUACUUCUGGGGAAACCUGCCGGGGAUGAACAGGCCCCUGUGCGCCUCAGGGAUGGACAAGCUACAGCUGCAGGACUGUCUGGAUCACGGCCGAGUGGCAAAGUUUGGAAAGGUGCGCACCAUCACUACUCGCUCCAACUCCAUCAAACAGGGGAAAGACCAGCACUUCCCCGUGCUGAUGAACGGGAAGGAGGACAUCCUGUGGUGCACCGAGCUGGAGAGGAUUUUUGGUUUCCCCGUCCACUACACUGACGUGUCCAACAUGGGUCGCGGCGCCCGGCAGAAGCUCCUGGGCCGGUCUUGGAGCGUCCCCGUCAUCAGGCAUCUGUUCGCUCCGCUCAAAGACUACUUUGCCUGUGAAUAAGAAGAAAGCCGCCAUCACCAGCAAACACACACACACCAGCUUUUUUAUCAGGAACCGUCAGCAGCCAGCCGUUUCCUCCUCUCCGUCGGACAUUUUGGAAGGCGAAUGGCCGGUUUGACAAAACGUCAGCGCGGCGGGGAAACGGUUCGAGAUGCUGCCUGGAUUCUGCCUUAGAUCCACAUAACACACACUAACACAGAUUCACAGCUUAGAGAAAGACGUCGGCUGCCCUGGAAACAGAGGGGGCGGAGUCUAGUCAGGUGAGCAAAGGUGAGAUGGGUAAGGAGGCCAGUAGGGCGAUUCGCCAUUCAUCGGGGAGUUAAAAGGGAACGAUGACACCCACGCCUUUGCUUUGUUAACAUUAGGACUGUAGCGUGACUUUAAUAGGAUUUUAGCUUCAUUUAAACGCCCUUGGAAGGCAUCGUUUUUAAGAUAACACCUAGAAGUUUUAGAAGAUGGAGAACGGCGUAGUAGCGAGCUUUCAAUCUCAAACAAAAACACUUUAAAGGUGACUUGAACCAAAGGCGGAGCUGACGUCCUGUUCCUGUUUUACCCGCCGAGGUCAGUCCGCCGUAAUGAUGCUGUGGCUUCUGGUCCAAACGUUGCGAGUGCACUCGACAGUAAAACUGCUGCAGGAUGUUUUUAAAGGACCAAACUAAGAAACCCUCAUUGGGGAAGUUGAUCGGUAUAAGCUACUGACCUGAAGCUAACCUGGAAACAUGAGACGGGAUUUAGCUUUAUAUUUAGAUCACUUUAUAUUGAUAGACUUUGUUGAUUUUAGGAAAUAAAAGUACUUUUGUUUAUUCCUUUUUAUAUUAGCACACUAGUUUCAAGUGGCUGUAUUUUACUUUUUCGUUGUUCCUCUGACUUUCAGUCUGUUCAAGGGUUUUUGCAUGUUAAAGGUUUGCAAAGUCGAACCCAAAGAAAACACUGCUGCUGAACUGCCUCACACGCCAGUCCAGACUUUUCUCUGUCACCACGUAACUCGCUGGUGUGACAGCCGUUAAACCGGUGCGUAGUCAGGAACGCUCAAAUAAAUGACAAAAGAAGAAGUUAGUUUAGUGUUAGUUUGGUGGUAAAUGGUGUUUGAAUGUUUUAAUACAGCCAAAAACUUCAUAGAGCUAAUUAAACAUUCGUGUACAUUUCAAAAAAGGGAACAAAUAGGAAGCUAUUUACACCAAAGUAAAGCUUUCUAAAUUCAGAGCUAAUACUCUGGAGGCAUAACAGCGAUGGCACCUGACUGAAUCAGUGAUAUUGGAAUGUAAAAAUAUUUUGAACAACAAAUGCUAAACAAUGGCUUGGAUACAAAGUUAAAAGUCUGCUGGUUACAUAUGUAACAAGCUCCGGAUGAAUCCGACCAAUCGGAGCAGGCCACAGAGAGUCCUCACAGCUCCUUUUUAUAGAGGUGGAUAAAAAAGUAUCACUUUAUCACACAAACUGACCAAUCAGAGCAGACUGUGCUUGUCAGGAAGGAGAGAGCCUUAAAAACAAGCGUUUAGGUCAAAGGUUGAACAGGUGUAUAAAGAAAUGCGUUUUAUUUUGAGUUUGUAGCGAGCGUGAUGUGGGCGCGCUCAGGAUGUUGUCACGGCGAUCUCUUCAGUAUCUCUUUGGAUACUUGAAACAAGCUGAUGCAGAAAGACAAAAACUGAAAGGCAGGGAGGGGCUCAUCUUCUGUUAAUGUCUGCAGACAGCUGAUGAAUGCAGUCAUGACGUUUGUGCUACUGUAGAUGUUUUGAUGCCAUUUUAUUAGAAUCCAGGAAAGGCUGCGAGUCUCUGAGCGUUAGUGUGCGGCCUCACAGCUCUUCCUAUUCCACCGAGAGGGAGAAACACUGGUGACCACGCCUCGGCUGUGAAAGGUCACAACUGCUGUUCAUCGACGAUGUUUCCAGAAAACGUAACGAGAAACCGUCUCGCGGUGCUGUUUCCUGGUCUGUGUGGAGAACGUGUGUUUUAGAGUCCUUAGCGCUCUCUGUUGCUGCCCUUCUGAUAAGGACGUUUCAUGUGAACUCUCGUGACUACUUUAUUCUAGAUUGUCGAUUUCCCAAAAGAAGUUCCACGCCACUGCGACGCAGGUGAAGCGUGUUUCAGCGUGGCCCCCACACAGCGCCAUCUAUGGGUAGCAGUCCUGAAACACUUGUUGGUUUUUUGUUAACUGGAACACUUUGAAAUGCUGUUUUAAGGCCGUCACCAAACCAAAGUGAACGGGUAUUACCUCCUACACCAUCACGUCUGUGAGCACAUGCUGUAGCCGUCUGCUCUCUGUAUAAACAGCUUCUAUUUUAUCACUGGAACUUUGGUUUUUUUCAGUGUUCAUGUGUACUGUAUCGAUAGAAAGGUUUACAAGUGUUUUAACUCACAUUUGACUACGAACUGCAUCUUAUUUUGAAAAAUGCACAAGUCUUUGUAAAGACCCUUUUUGACUUUCAGGCUCUUUUACAGAUGUGGUGCUUCAAAAGUCACUUCAAGUGCCGCCAGGAUCUUUUUCCUGAGUUGAACGGCCUUUCACAAACCAAAAGCUUCAUGUUUACAUGCUUCAUUAAUAACUGCUGAACUCGUUGAAUGUUUUUGCUGGAAAACAAAAAAAAGGUUUUUUUAAACAUUUUAUAUGAUAGUUUAUAUUAACACAGUAUAAAGCUCGCUUUCUAAUGUUCUAGUGCAGAGUAGCUCGUAUUAAUAAGAAGUUAUUGAUGUUUUUUUUAUGAAAAGUGAGGACGCCUGUGUGUGACCUAUAAUCCCAUUGAAAUUUUUUCUUUUACCUUUUUUUAUAAAUCUUCUAUGAA